CACUUAAAAAAAGGCUGCUUAACAUACUCAUGACUAUUUUUAAAUUCAAAUUUGCAUAUGUAAUUUUACUCGAAUUGUCGGGCCUAUAUCUCCCAUUAGCAAACAUUAGGUCAAACUCCACACAGCAGUUACAUCCCUUGGGCAUUCGCCAAUCAUUAAUGUCUUUUUCUAGAAUAAGGGAGGCCACUGCGUAUGAGAUUGACCAACCUCGGCGCAGUGAUUUACCGGGAACCAGCAUAGCAACGAACGACAACUCUGUAAUAAAAAUUGCCAAUUUUCGCGGUUAAACUUAAAAAGGAAAAGAAAGCCAAUGAGUCCAUGUCAACUGCUGACAGUGAAGAGCCAGGCAGUCUGACCCAUGAUAGGAGGGAGCCAAGUGAAGAGCCAGCCAGUCUGACCCAUGAUAGGAGGGAGCCAAGUGAAGAGCCAGCCAGUCUGACCCAUGAGUCCAUGUCAACUGCUGACAGUGAAGAGCCAGGCAGUCUGACCCAUGAUAGGAGGGAGCCAAGUGAAGAGCCAGCCAGUCUGACCCAUGAUAGAAGGGAGCCAAGUGAAGAGCCAGCCAGUCUGACCCAUGAGUCCAUGUCAACUGCUGACAGUGAAGAGCCAGGCAGUCUGACCCAUGAUAGGAGGGAGCCAAGUGAAGAGCCAGCCAGUCUGAGCCAUGAUAGGAGGAAGCCAAGUGAAGAGCCAGCCAGUCUGACCCAUGAGUCCAUGUCAACUGCUGACAGUGAAGAGCCAGGCAGUCUGACCCAUGAUAGGAGGGAGCCAAGUGAAGAGCCAGCCAGUCUGACCCAUGAUAGGAGGGAGCCAAGUGAAGAGCCAGCCAGUCUGACCCAUGAGUCCAUGUCAACUGCUGCCAGUGAAGGGCCAGCCAGUCUGACCCAUGAUGAAAUGAGGCAGCCAAAUCCUCAAGGGACAGGGACAAGAAAAGGAAUGAAACGAAAGUGGGCCAGCGAAGAGAACAUAUGUUUCAUGAACUUUUUUAGAGAUGAAUUAAGAGAAAAAAAAAUGCCAUCUGGCUCAAAAAUAAUGGGGUCCCUAAAAAUACUUACCGGAAGAACAGUGGCCCAGAUAAGGGCAAGGGUCCAUAACAUUAUUAUGGAAAAACAAAAAUGGAAAAAGAAUUGUUGAACUGUGGAAUAUGUUUAUGCCCCUGGUAGGGUGGCAUAUAGCAGUUGAACUGUCCGUCAGUCAGUCAGUCUGUCCAUCUGGCCGAAAACUUAUAUGGCCAUAACUUUUUCAAUAUUGAACAUAGCAACUUGAUAUUUAUACCCCUAUUACAAUUGGUAAUGGGGGCUAUAUAGGAGUCACGUUUGUCGGUCUGUCCCGAUAUUUCAUCCGAUAUUCACCAAACUUGGUCAGUAGUUGUAUGUAGAUAAUGUCUAGAUCAAGUUUGAGUAUGGGUCAUGCCAGGUCAAAAACUAGGUCAUGGGGUCACUUAGUAUGUUUUAAACUGUAAGUUUGUACGGACCAUAGCUAUAUUAUUUAUCGUUACAUUUUUAAAUGACUCGGUACAUUUGUUCACCAUCAUGGAACGGUGUGUCGCGUUAAAAGAAAUUACGUCAAUAUCUCAAAGGUCAAGGUCACACUUGGGAGUUCAAAGGUCAAAUGCUUGUCCGGGCCAUAGCUUUGUUUUUUAUUGUGAGAUUUUAAAAUCAUUUGGCACAUUUGUUCACCAUCAUUGAACAGUGUGUCGGGCGAAAGAAUUACGUCGAUAUUUCCAAGAACAAGGGCACAAUUUGAGUUUAAAGGUAAAAAAUGGCCAUAAUUGAGCUUGUCUGGGCAAUAACUAUGUUGUUUAUUGUGCGAUUUUAAAAUCGUUGGCUCUUUUGUUCACCAUCAUUUGACAGUGUGUCGCGCGAAAGAAUUACGUCGAUAUCUUCAAACUCAAAGUUGUAGUUUUAGUUCAAAGGUCAAAAAUGGCAAUAAAUUAUCUUGUCUGGGCCAUAAAUAUGUCAUUCAUUGUAAGAUUUUAAAAUAACUCUGUACAUCAAUUUUGUUCAAAGUCAUUGGAAGGCUUGUCAUGUGAAACAAUUCAAGAGUUCAAAGGUCAAAAUGGCUAUAAAUGAUAAUGGCAUAAUGAUUCUUAAAAAAUCGCCAUAAAUUGUAUUAUCUUGUUUUGUGAAGACAGCAUACAAAAUAGUCUGUGUCAAUGCGUUAUGUGGGGGUAUAUGUCACGUCUGUGACAAAGCUCCAGUUGGCAUGCAUGUGCAUCUUGUGAAGCUGCACAUAUUGAGUGGUGAAAAGUGAAGGUCAAGGUAAUCCUUCAAGGUUAAAUGUUAAAUAUAUUGCUUCUGUCCGUCCGUCUGAAAACUUUAAAAUUGGCCAUAACUUUUGAGCUCACCUGAGUGCAACAUGCUCAUGGUGAGCUUUUGUGAUUGCCUUUUGUCCGUUGUGCGUUGUAUGUCGUCAACAUUUUGCCUUGUGAACACUCUAGAUGCCACAUUUAUUGUCUGAUCUUCAUGAAAUUUUGCAGAACAUUUGUCACAUUGAUACCUCGACUGAGUUCGAAACUGGGUCAUGCUGGGUCAAAAAUUAGGUCACUAGGUCAAAAAAACAACAAAAAAACUUGUGAACACUGUAGAAGUCCAAUCUUCAUGUAACUUUGUCAAAAUGUUUGUCUAAAUGAUAUUUUGGUUUAGUUAAAAAUUGGUUCCGGUCCGUUGAAAAACAUGGCCGCCAGGGCGGGGCAGUUUUCCUUAUAUGGCUAUAGAGAAACCUUGUGAACACUUUAGAAGUCAAAAUGUUUGCCUAAUCAUCAUGAAACUUGGUCAAAACAUUGGUUUUAUUUAUAUUUUGGACGAGUUUGAAAAUGGUCCAGAUCAGUGAAAAAACAUGGCCGCCAAGGGGCGGGGGAGUUUUCCUUAUGUCUUUAGUUAAACAUUGCUAACACUCUAGAGGCCACAUUUAUUGUCCAUUCUUCAUGAAAUUUGGUCCGAAGUUUGGUCUCAAUGAUAUCUUAGACGAGCUGAAAAUGGUUACGUUUGCUUGAAAAACAUGGCUGCCAAAGGGCGGGGCAUUUUUCCUUAUAUGGCUAUAUAUGGCUAUAGUAAAAUCUUGUUAACACUCUUGAGGCCACAUUUAUUUUCCGAUCUUCAUGAAACUUGGUCAGAAUAUUCAUACCAAAAAAUAUCGUAGACAAGUUAAAAAAUGAUGCUGGUUGGUUGAAAAACAUGUCCGCCAGGGGGUGGGGCAUUUUACCUUAUAUGGCUAUAGUAAAACUUUGUUAACACUCUAUAGGCCACAUUUAUUUUCUUAUCUUCAUGAAACUUGGUCAGAAGAUUUGUCCUAAUGAUAUCUUGGAUUAGUUCAAAAAUAGUUUCGUUUGCUUAAAAAACAUGGCCACCAGGGGGCGGGGCAUUUUUCCUAAUAUGGUUAUGUAUCAUGCUUUACUAAAACAUUGUAAACACUCUGUAGGGCACAUUUAUUUUCCGAUUAUUAUGAAACUUGGUCAGAUGAUUUGUCCUAAUGAUAUCUUGGAUGAGUUCAAAAAUGGUUCUAGUUGGUGGAAAAACAUGGCCACUAAGGGGGCGUGGCAUUUUUCCUUAUAUGGCUAAAGUAAAACCCUGUUAAAACUCUAGAAGCCAUAUUUAUUGUACGAUCAUCAUGACACUUUGUCAGAAGAUUUGUCCCAAUGAUAUUUGGACAAGUUUGAAAUUGGUUCCAGUUGCUAAGAAAAACAUGGCCACCAGUGGGCGGGGCAUUUUUCCUUAUAUGGACUUAUGAAUCUUCUUGAAACUUUGUCAGUAUAUUAGUUUAAAUGAUAUCUUGGAUGUGUUUUCACGUUGACAUUUGAAGCUUUAACUUUGUAUGAUUCUAAAUAUGUGUCAAUGCUGUCAGUUGAAUUUUGAAAUAUGAAGUUUUACAUUUUUUGUAGAUUAAAUAAUUUGUAAAAUGUUGCAGUUUCGUCAAUCAGUUUUAUAAGAUAUUGAGCUUUAAAUAUGAUGCAGAUUGUAAGAUUCUUAAUAUCUUUCAAUAUUGUGGAUAAGUUUUUGAGAUAUCAAGCUUUGAGUUUUAUGCAAAUUGUAUGAUUUUAAAAUGUUUUAAUGGUGUUGAUCAGUGUAAUGAAGAUUGCAUAAUUUUUAUGUUUUAAUUCUGUCUAUUGGUUUUCAAAAUGAAAGACUUUGAUUUUGUAAGUGCACUUUUAUCUCCUGAAAGAUUCUUUUCUAGUGUUUAGUUUAUAUUUUAAGGCUGUUUGCAAACUCGAAGUGAAAACAGUUCUAUUACAAUUUGGUAAGGACAUGACAUUGCAUAUCUGAUUUUAAAAUGUACUUUGCUGGCAACGUGUAAUUUUCUGAAAUGUCUUAGUAAGACUGUUGUUUGCAAUCAAAAGGUCUGUGCUUCAAAUACAGGGUAAUGCAUGUUUUUUGUCCAAAUUUAUGGCGAUUCAGACAUUGUUCUAUGUAAAUUUGGGGUUUGCUUGAAGGUUCAGUCUAUUUUUAUGUCCCUCACUAUAGUAGUGGGGGACAUAUUGUUUUUGUCCUGUCUGUUGGUUGGUUGGUUGAUCUGUUUACGCCAACUUUAACAUUUGCAAUAACUUUUGCAAUAUUGAAGAUAGCAACUUGAUAUUUGGCAUGCAUAUGUAUCUCAUAGAGCUGCACAUUUUAAUUUUCUGAAAGGUCAAGGUCAGAGGUCAAAUAUAUGUGGCCAAAAUCUCUCAUUUUAUGAAUACUUUUGCAAUAUUGAAGAUAGCAACUUCAUAUUUGGCAAGCAUGUGUAUCUCAUGGAGCUGCACAUUUUGAGUGGUGAAAGGUCAAGGUCAUAAUUCAAUGUCAUAGGUCGAAUAUAUGGCUUCAAAGCGGCGCAGUAAGGGGGAUUGUGUUUUACGAACACAGCUCUUGUUGUUAACUGCCUUUUUAGUCCCUUACCAGUGUUUCACUAAAGUCCGUGUACUUUGGACUCAUUUCAAGUUGACAUUUGAAGCUUGAACUUUGUAUGAUUCUAAAUAUGUGUCAAUGCUGUCGGUUGAAUUUUGAAAUAUGAAGUUUUUCAUUUUUUGUAGAUUAAAUAAUUUGUAAAAUGUUGCAGUUUUGUCAAUCAGUUUUAUAAGAUAUUGAGCUUUAGUUAUGAUGCAGAUUGUAAGAUUCUUAAUAUCUUUCAAUAUUGUGGAUAAGUUUUUGAGAUAUCAAGCUUUGAAUUUUAUGCAAAUUGUAUGAUUUAAAAUGUUUUAAUUUGUUGAUCAGUGUACUGAAGAUUGUAUACUUUUUAUAUGUUAUAAUUCUGUCUAUUGGUUUUCAAAAUGAAAGACUUUGAUUUUGUAAGUGCACUUUUAUCUCAUUAUGCCCCCCUUCGAAGAAGAGGGGGUAUAUUGCUUUGCUCAUGUCGGUCGGUCUGUCGGUAUGUCAGUUUGUCGGUCCGUCCACCAGGUGGUUGUCAGACGAUAACUCAAGAACGCUUGGGCCUAGGAUCAUAAAACUCCAUAGGUACAUUGAUCAUGACUCGCAGAUGACCCCUAUAGAUUUUGAGGUCACUAGGUCAAAGGUCAAGGUCACGGUGACCCAAAAUAGUAAAAUGGUUUCCGGAUGAUAACUCAAAAAUUCAUACGCCUAGGAUCAUGAAACUUCAUGGCUAGAUUGAUCAUGACUUGCAGAUGACCCCUAUUGAUUUUUAGGUCACUAGGUCAAAGGUCAAGGUCACGGUGACCCGAAAUAGUAAAAUGGUUUUCAGAUGAUAACUCAAGAACGCAUAUGCCUAGGAUCAUGAAACUUCACAGGUAGAUUGAUCAUGACUCACAGAUGACCCUUAUUGAUUUUGAGGUCACAAGGUCAAGGUCACGGUGACCCGAAAUAGUAAAAUGAUUUUCGGAUGAUAACUCAAGAACGCUUUUGCCUAGGAUCAUGACACUUCAUAGGUACAUUGAUCGUGACUCACAGAUGACCCCUAUUGAUUUUCAGGUCACUAGGUCAAAGGUCAAGGUCACAGUGACAAAAAACGUAUUCACACAAUGGCUGCCACUACAACGGACAGCCCAUAUGGGGGGCAUGCUUGUUUUACAAACAGCCCUUGUUAAAGAUUCUUUUCUAGUGUUUAGUUUAUAUUUUAAGGCUGUUUGCAAACUCGAAGUGAAAACAGCUCUAGUACAAUUUGGUAAGGACAUGACAUUGCAUAUCUGAUUUAAAAAUGUACUUUGCUGGCAACGUGUAAUUUUCAGAAAUGUCUUAGUAAGUAAGACUGUUGUUUGCAAUCAAAAGGUCUGUGCUUCAAAUCCAGGAAAAUGCAUGUUUUUUGUCCAAAUUUAUGUCAAUUCAGACAUUGUUCUGUGUAAAUAUGGGGUUUGCUUGUAGGAUCAGUCUAUUUUUAUGUCCCCCACUAUAGUAGUGGGGUUUAUAGUAGUGGGGGACAUGUUGUUUUUGCUCUGUCGGUCUGUUGAUUGGUUGGUUGGUCUGUUUAUGCCAACUUUAACAUUUUGCAAUAUUGAAAGUAGCAACUUGAUAUUUGGCAUGCAAAUGCAUCUCCUGAAGCUGCACAUUAUUAUUGGUGAAAGGUCAAGGUCAUCCUUCAAGGUCAGAGGUCAAAUAUAUGUGGCCAAAAUCGCUCAUUUUAUGAAUUCUUUUCUAUAUUGAAGAUAGCAACUUGAUAUUUGCCAAGCAUGUGUAUCUCAUUGAGCUGCACAUUUUGAGUGGUGAAAGGUCAAGGUCAUCCUUCAAGGUCAGAGGUCAAAUAUAUGUGGCCCAAAUCGCUUAUUUUAUUAAUACUUUUGCAAUAUUGAAGAUAGCAACUUGAAAUUUGGCAUGCAUGUGUAUCUCAUGGAGCUGCAAAUUUUGAGUGUUGAAAGGUCAAAGUCAUCCUUCAAGGUCAGAGGUUAAAUAUAUGUGGCCCAAAUCGCUUAUUUUAUGAAUACGUUUGCACUAUUGAAGAUAGCAACUUGAUAUUUGGCAUGCAUAUGUAUCUCAUAGAGCUGCACAUUUUGAGUGGUGAAAGGUCAAGGUCAUCCUUCAAGGUCAAAUAUAUGGGUCAAAAUUGCUCAUGUUAUGUUACUUCUGCAAUAUUGAAGCUAGCAAUUUUAUAUUUGACAUGCAUGUGUAUCUCAUGGAGCUGCACAUUUUGAGUGGUGAAGGGUCAAGGUCAUCCUUCAAGGUCAAACGUUAUAUACGGGGACAUUGGGUUUCACAAACGCAUCUUGUUGUGUAUGUAAUUAAUUUUGCUUAAUUUUUGUGAUCCCCCGCCAACAGCGGAGGGAUAUUAAUUUGGCAUUGUCCGUCUUUCCGUCUGUCCGUCCGGCACUUUUGUGUCCAGAACCAUAUCUUGGAAGUGCUUUAGCAGAUUUCAUUGAAACUUGGUACGAGUAUAUAUAUAUGGAUAAGAGGAUGAUGCACGCCAAAUGGCAUUGUACAUCCUUGAUUAAUAGCGGAGUUAUGACCCUUUGUAUUUGAAAAAAAUGCUUUUUUUGUGUGUCCAGAGCCAUAACUUGUAUCCAGAAGUAUAAUGGCGGGGGAUAUCAAUUCAACGAAUUUGCUUGUUAAAUCAGUUUUUAUUUUCAUGAUAAUCAUUUAGUUCGUACUGCAACUUAUGAUGGAUUGUUACUACUAUCUCCAAUUAUUUGUUUGUCAUGGGUCCGUCACCAUUUAUCUCUUAUAUAAUACUUGAAUUGAGCAUUUCACAAUCUGACAAUCAUGCAUAUCAUUUAUUAGUUUCAUAAUAAAACGUCUGACAAGGGUCAGAUAAUUUUAA
Dreissena polymorpha is the source of this 7674-nucleotide messenger RNA. RefSeq names its product zonadhesin-like. Lineage: Eukaryota; Metazoa; Mollusca; Bivalvia; Myida; Dreissenidae. The record is from RefSeq and is a predicted model, not a curated record. The coding region runs from base 319 to 1134 and encodes 271 amino acids. The transcript has 9 exons.